Molecule: messenger RNA, 1623 nt
Organism: Suhomyces tanzawaensis NRRL Y-17324
Lineage: Eukaryota; Fungi; Ascomycota; Pichiomycetes; Serinales; Debaryomycetaceae
Gene: SNG4
Product: Sng4p
Exons: 1
Coding region: 1-1623 (540 amino acids)
Cellular component (GO): membrane
Source: RefSeq, a predicted model, not a curated record
AUGGCACGCUCCAUCGACAGCAGCGUGGACCCGUUGACGGAGGGAGGAGCUGUGCAUGCAGGCGAAGCUGCUGAUGCUGUUCAUGCCGUUCCAGCGGGUGAAGCGUCAGGCGAGGCGCCAGGGGAAGCGCCAGGUAAAGCCGUUCAAACUCCUGGUGAUGCUCAGCCGCCAGCGCCACCACCACCAGAACCGUUCCACCGCAAGGAGAUCUACACCGUCGCCAUCAAGCUCUGCCAGUCGUAUCUCAAGGUGUUCGUGCUCUUCCUCGCCAUCUUCUCCAUCUACUGGGGCACCAUCUACCGCCGCGAAACCCGCUUCCGCAACUUGAAGAUGUUGGUGGUGUCGGAAGACACCUCAUUCCAGGCCAACGGCACGGUUUCCGCCGUGCUAGGCGACACCUUGGAGGACAUGUUCCAGCACAACAGCGUGGCCCGCCAGUUGGCAGGCUGGCACGUCGUGGCCGCCGACGAGUUCCGUGCGUUGGCUGCCUCCCACAACAACUCCGUCGCCCAGGAGGUCCAGAGACAGGUCCACCACCAGAAGUACUGGGUGGGUGUUCACGUGGUGCCCAACGCCACCCAAACCCUCUACCUGAGCUUGGCCUCCGCCAACUACACGCUUGCCGCGGCUGGUGCAUUCUCCCAGUUGGUCCAGGUGUACUACGAGUCGGGAAGGCACUACUCGGCCUUGAACCAGUACAUCACCAGAAACAUCAAUGCGGCCCAGCUCCUCUGGACCACCAGCUACGCCACCUCUCGUGUCAUCAACCCGUUGCUCCAGAACCUCAACGACACCCAGAAGGCCAACCUCGUGGCCAACAACAACACCAUGGCCAUCCUCACCAAUCCCCCCAGGUUCCAGAUGAUCGACAUGAGACCUCCCUCUGAUGCUGCCGUAUUAGGGCCCUCGGAGUUGGGGUUAAUCUACCUCAUGGUGUUCUCGUUCCACCAGUUCAACUUCUCGUUGGAAAUCUACACCUACAUGAGAUCGGUGCUCAAGUACCGUCAGUACAUUGUGUGGAGAUUCUUGGCCAGUCAACUCAACUGCUUCGUGUUGUCGUUGGUGUAUUGCUUGGCCACCAUUGCCUUCCAGAUCCCGGUCAACACCACAUUUGGCCACGCCGGCUUCUUAGUGUACUGGAUGUUCAUUUACCUCUACACCUCGGCCUGCGCCGCUACCAGUGAGCUUGCUGCCACCUUCUUGUUUGCAAUCGACCAAAAGCUUUUCUUGGCCCCUUGGAUGGUGUUCAACGUGGUCAUCAAUGUGGCCACAACCUUUGCCCCAUUUGAGUUGUGUCCUCAAUUCUUUAGAUUCGGCUACGCAUUGCCCAUGUACAAUGCUUAUGAAUCGAUGAAAGUGGUAUUCUUCGAUACUUGGAAGGGUCACUUGGGCAGAAACUUGGGUGUUUUGGUCAUCUGGAUUGUUGUUUGCAACCUGAUUCUUUGGGGUCUCAACAACUGGCAAGCAAACAAAUUGAAAAAAGCUGCUGCAGCUAAAAAAUUGGAAGAAUCCAAUGAAGCGAAAAAGCCUAUAGAAGCUGACCAUUCCGAAGUGCGUAAGGAUUCCAUCUAUGAGGAUGCUCACGAUAGCCAGGAAACUCAAGAUUCUGAGAAGGAACGAUAA